AUGGAUUUGUAUGCAGCCAACGUUACAGGACCCAAUGUCAUGGGCUUUUCGGAUCCUUCAUUGGUGCCUGAAACCGCGCUCUUCUCAUUUCAUCCUCUUAUGUAUCUGUACUUUACGUUGUCAUUUUAUAUUGUACCAUACCCAGUCUAUCGUUACGUAGCCAAAAAGUACAAGUGGGAAGUAAAUCAAAAGACAAUUGCAAGGCAUUGGAGCGAUACAAUGCUAGGGUUCAGUUACGGGUUGAUUGUAUUCAUAUUUGGUAACUAUAGCAAAGCAUUUAGCUGGAUCACUGUCGUUGCCUUCUAUCCAUCGUUGUUUGGCUAUGCUAUUAUUGCUGAACAACCUUAUACAAAGACCUCCUUGCCUAAUAUCAAGCAUUGGCCAAAAGGAAUGUGGAUUGUAUUCCUGAUUGCACUUGGUAUCAUCCUAGCCUUUGCUGGUAUUCACAUCUAUUUCGCAUCUCAGUUUAGUCUACCUUUCGUGAUUUACUAUGUCUGCGGGUUGCUGAUCCCGAUUUUUUUCUUGGUUACAUCGGUGCUCCUGAUUAAGGAAGUCAAUUCAAAUUGGACGAGAACAACGUAUUACACAUGGCGACAUCAGCGACAACUAAAAGCUACAACGCCGCCCUCUACUCCAUCUGCAAACUAUCUAGAUGAAGCGGCAACUCACGAAAAUAUGCAAGGCAAUAAAGACAUUGCUUUAACAGAGCAAAUACCCUCUCAAGAAGUAGCCAUUUUGCCACCGCCAAACCCGUACACCAACAAAGUUAGACUGCAUAUACAUCACUGGCAGAUAUUCUACGUUCUAGCCUUCUUCACAAGAUUUAAGCACCCUGUCUCUCAGGUCGCCGCGGGGAUUGUGCUUGCUUGCUACAUGCAAGGGAUCUGUGCUUAUGGAUACGACCCCUUGGUGAACGAUGACAGAUAA
Messenger RNA from Mucor velutinosus, 927 nucleotides. RefSeq lists its product as uncharacterized. The record is from RefSeq and is a predicted model, not a curated record. The transcript is spliced from 4 exons. Bases 1 to 927 code for a protein of 308 amino acids. NCBI's taxonomy places the organism in Eukaryota, Fungi, Mucoromycota, Mucoromycetes, Mucorales, Mucoraceae.